Molecule: messenger RNA, 1416 nt
Organism: Magallana angulata
Lineage: Eukaryota; Metazoa; Mollusca; Bivalvia; Ostreida; Ostreidae
Product: F-box only protein 6-like
Exons: 2
Coding region: 249-647 (132 amino acids)
Molecular function (GO): protein binding
Source: RefSeq, a predicted model, not a curated record
UCUGUGAAAUUAAGACAGAUUAAGAACGAGUCGUAAUUUCGUCGAAAUUGAUGGACUUAAAAUGGUUUAACUAAAUAUUACGAUAAAUCAUGCUUGACUUUAUUUUGAUCAUAACUAAAUUUUCACAUGCGAUAAGAAAACUUAAAUUUCCCUUCAUUUAAGUGUAAUAAGAUUUAUUUUCAGUUUUGUGGGUAAUCGUCCAGCUAUUCGAGACUCUUCCUUGUAUUAUAUAACACACUGUUGAAAAUAUGGAAGAAAAUGGACCUCCAAAAACAGCCGACAGAACAAACAUUAAUAUACAGGAUCUCCCAGAAGAACUAAGGAUCAGAAUAUUUUCGAUUUUACCAUUGAAGGACAUUUUUUCCGUCUGCCUGGUCUGCAAGAAGUGGAAUUCCUUGGCUAAUAGUGAAUCAUUGUGGAAGAUAAAAUGUAACAGUCUUCCAGCAAACGUGGAAUGGGAAAGUUUGAACGACGAUGAAAAGGGCUGUAGAUGGAAGGAAAUAUAUAAACGAAACUUCUGGCGAACAUUUCAUCCAGAUAUGUUCAGAAAUCCAGCAGCAUAUGAUGAUCUUCCGCAAGGAAUGUUAAGUAACAUGGAUGUGGACUCGGUGGCUGAUGUACUCCAACUAUCGAAACGAUCAUCAUAAUAUUUUACCGUGAUAAGGGUCCGUUUAUAUAUUUCGGAAAUGGUGUGAUCAAAGUACUAGUGCCAAAUGGUUUUAGUGUAUACAAUUAAUAUACAUUUUUUAACAAAAGUAUUUUCACCAAUUUUAUUUCUUUUAUGAAAUAUUGAUCGUUUUUAAUUAAAGAAAAUACACUGUCUUACUGGAUCUUAGUGGAAUGAUCCAUUUCACACUGGUAUAACAACAUACCUCUAAGAAUAGUUCAAAAACGUUAUCUGCAUGACGUAACCUAUUUUGGAUAUGAGUUCAUGUGGGAUGGAUGGAUCAAAUACAUUAUACUCUCUUUAACUUGUUAAAGGGGUAUAAAAAUACCCUACGAACUAAAGGUCAGAGAAAGGGAGUUUUUAUAUAUUAAAAAAAAAUUGUGUAUUGAACAACCAACCAUGAUAUGGAAAAUAAGCACAUGUUUAUACUUGAUUGUAUCAUAGAAUACAUUUCUUAAAGCAAUUUGGUUGUACAGCAUUAGGUCAAGUUCAACAAGUAGUAUAACUGGUAAUUCAAAUUUUGUUACCAUUUCUAUGUCUUAAAUACAGAAUGUAAAUACAAUGAUGUAGACUUUAACAUAUACACUAUAAAUCCAUGGUUAUUAUGCAAAACAAAUUAAUUGAGCAAACACAAUUUUAUAGACUCUGUCAGAUGUUUUAUUGCAGAUAAAUACGUAAUUAUCUGGCAAUCAGUUGAUGUUAUUUACAGUUAUUCAUGUCUACAAUGUUGGAUAAAAAUGUUGCGUCAG